Molecule: messenger RNA, 1068 nt
Organism: Colius striatus (speckled mousebird)
Lineage: Eukaryota; Metazoa; Chordata; Aves; Coliiformes; Coliidae
Product: basic proline-rich protein-like
Exons: 2
Coding region: 1-1068 (355 amino acids)
Source: RefSeq, a predicted model, not a curated record
AUGCCGCCGCCGCCACGGGCACCGCGCACCGAGGGCGUCCCGGCGGCGGCGGGCUCAAGGCGGCCGCGCACUGAGCAGCUCAGUGGAACGUGCCCCCGCGGCCCGGGACGAAGCGAGCGCGGCGCGGGCAGCGCUGCCUACCUGUCCGCAGCUCCGGGGUCUGGGCUGAGCCCGGCCGGCAGCGCAGGGCAGCGGCUGUGCAUGCAGCGGGAGGGGAGGCAGCUCUGCCGGGGGGUGUUCAAACCCGAGAGGAGGAGGAGAAGGAGGAGGAGACAGAGGGAAGGCAGUGGGGGAAUGUGGAACUGGGGACGCCGGGAAUCCCGGGGGACCGGGGUGCACGGUACGGGGGGAGGAGGGGCUGGGAGGGGCGGAGGGGCCGGGCGAUGCCAGGGCCGCAUGGUGCGGGGCUGCCCGGGACGGGGGAAGGAGGAGGAGGAGGGGUGCGGGAGCGCAGCGAGCCGGCUGCCGCGGGGCCGGUGGCAGGAGCGGCCCGUGGCCCGGGACAAAGAACGGGCACAAGGCCGGGGCCGGGGCGGCCGGGCCCCCGCUCACCUGCACGGCGCGGCGGCCCGGGCCCGCAGCCCCCGCUCCCCAGAGGGGCUGCCCCGCCGUACGGACACAGGGCAGCCGGUGCUGGGGAACACAGGCUGCCCGCCCCGAGCCCCGCGGUCGCCCCGAGCCCGGACCUGCCCGCCCCGAGCACCGCUGCAGCGGCCGCCCCGAGCCCGGACCUGCCCGCCCCGAGCCCCGCUGCAGCGGCCGCCCCUGUCCGCCCCGAGCCCGGACCUGCCCGCCCCGAGCCCCGCUGCAGCGGCCGCCCCUGUCCGCCCCGAGCCCGGACCUGCCCGCCCCGAGCCCCGCUGCAGCGGCCGCCCCUGUCCGCCCCGAGCCCCGCUGCAGCGGCCGCCCCGAGCCCGGACCUGCCCGCCCCGAGCCCCGCUGCAGCGGCCGCCCCUGUCCGCCCCGAGCCCGGACCUGCCCGCCCCGAGCCCCGCUGCAGCGGCCGCCCCUGUCCGCCCCGAGCCCCGCUGCAGCGGCCGCCCCGGCGGGAGCCGCCCGGCAGCCUGA